AUGCUGCAGGUGCUGUGGGUGACGAUUGGGGAGCUGUUUGGAGGCGGCAAUCGCAGUGAGGGAGGUGUCAGUGUAGGAGUACUAAGGCGUAGUUGUCACGGGUAUAUACUGUUUGGCUCCCAGAACCCAUAUCUAUUGGGUUACUGUACCUUUUUGGUUGGUGUAGCUCAGGUGGGACCAAGCCGAGCCCUCACAGUAUUAGCGUACUUUGGGUCCCAAAGCUCUGAAAGUCAUCGAUGGGGGACCGAUAGUAGUGCUAAGGCGUACCAUACCCAUGUUUUGGCUGCCAGAGAUGCCGCUGAGGGAGCUGCUGGGUUUAUAGUGACGCCACCCCAUACAAUUGCUCCCCAGCUCCUGCCCCAAUUCCUCUGGCACUGUACUAUGGCUCCUUCACGCCCACAGCGUAAGCGUCACCUCACCGAGCAAGGCUCUCAGUAUGAGCAACUCCGAUUGAGCCAGCGACGUCAUCAGUACCGUGAGGCUCAUUGCGUCAGCUCAUCCACCUCAUCUAUGAGCUCCGCUCACCCGUCUUGCUACUCCAAUGAGACAACGGAGGAUGAAGGAGAGGGUGUAGGUGCUGCUGAUGGGUUGAUUGUACCAGAGACUCCGCAAGAAGCAGAGCCAAAUGACCCCAAUUGGCAGCAGAACCUGCUGGAGCCUGAGCUCAGUAGCAGCGACGGUGAAAGACCUGCCUCAGGCCAGCAAUUGGAGUCGGAGGAUAGUGAUGUUGGUGACGAUUACUCCAUUGGCCGAGCUCCCCGGGUCAAAUUCACGGCUAAGUUCAGGUCUCUCAAUGCCGACAAGCCCAUUGUGGGUAGUUAUACUACCCGAGAGCACACCAAUCGCUCUCUCAGGCUUGACGAUUUGAUUGAUUGGGCUCAGAGGGAGGUGCAGAAGCAGUCUCCGGUGCCAAUGACAUACACAAUUGCUGUGUAUGUGUAUCUCCAAGGUCAACACAAGAACUCUGCGCUCUGUGAGACGAUUGCCAACGAGGACGACGAUGCUGCUUUCCGGCAAUUUCUAGUGUCACUUCAGCGCAAAAAGCUGGAGCGUAGAGCUCUACGAGGCGCGCGGAAGACAAUUGUUGCUGAGUUUGACUUACAUCUGUACCUCCAACAGCCGCCACACAGGCUCAACAGCCAGCUAUUGCAGCAAUCGCAGCAAUCACAGCCAAUUCGAGGUGGGGACUCGCAGCAAUCGCAGCCAACAGUCGCUCGGAGGAGUGCUACUACGCGUCAAUUGGAGGAGCUACCCGCCGAAGUAGAGUCUCUAGACGUUGUCGCUGGUCACGGACUCGCUGCUUUUACUCAAAGUUGGCGCUGUAUGCUCAGCAGUUGCCCUAAUCUUCACCGCACUUGCUGGGUUGACCUGCGCAAUGGCGAGAGCUUACCUGGGAGGAGCUCCCGCCACUACGCUGUACCCAAUGCCGCCAUGACUAUGUGGCUGGCUGACCUCAACGAUCGAAGCUGUACUGUAGCAGAGCCAUCAGAGCGAGUUGUGGCAAAGCUUUGUCAGUGGAGAGAGCGAGAAAUCAACUCUCGUACAGCCCGUUACAUGCAACACCAGCAGCUGUUAGAGUUGCAGUCGCAGCAGCAAGACCAGUUGAGUCGAUUGGCAUUGACGAUCGAGAGCCUCACCGAGCUCUACACAGCCAAGUCGGUGUCAGAAAUGGCACAUGACGAGUUGAGAAAGUCUCCAAUCAACUGCAAUUACGAGGAGUGGGAGAUCACACACGCCUUCUUUGAGUACUGGUACCAGCACGAUGGUGACAAAGAGCCGUACAGCUUGUACGUUGUCGCUAUUGCGCGCACAAUGACUGGACAGCACUUCAGUCUGCAACAAUUAAGGUCUCCGCAUGAGCUUUCUACUCGAUCUUGGACCCAAGAUUACUGCUGGCUGCUCACUGUUCUUGACAGGAUGAGGCGGAAGAUCAAUGAGUACAUUGAGUCUCCGACCUGGGAGACUUGGAUAGGUGCUGAGUAUGAGUGGACAAGCGAAGCCACCCACAGAGAGCGUACGGAGACUGCAGCACGCGAGAGUCUGGCUGCAAUGGGGGUGUUUGAUGGUGUUGAGUGA
Macroventuria anomochaeta is the source of this 2076-nucleotide messenger RNA. RefSeq lists its product as uncharacterized. The record is from RefSeq and is a predicted model, not a curated record. The coding region runs from base 1 to 2076 and encodes 691 amino acids. The transcript has 3 exons. NCBI's taxonomy places the organism in Eukaryota, Fungi, Ascomycota, Dothideomycetes, Pleosporales, Didymellaceae.